AUGGAGCAAGUGUAUGUGAAGCUCGAGAUGGUCGGCUUCCGCGUGGGCAAACGGUUAGCGGAGCGUUUUGCCCCGCUCAACAGGCGUCUGACGGAUACACUGGAUAUUGUCAAGUUUGUGUGCAAGGACGUGUGGAUGGUGCUGUUCAACCGCCAAGUCGACAACCUCAAGACCAACCAUCGUGGCGUCUACGUGCUCCAGGACAACAAGUUCAAGUGGUUCCUUCGCAUGUCGGGCAACAACGGCGGGGCCGCUGCCGCUAGACGCGCACAACCGUAUAUAUGGCUGCCAUGCGGCAUUAUCCGCGGCAUCCUCGACAGCUUUGGCGUCAACACAGUCGUAACUGCCGAGACCAUGGGCCUUCCACAGUGCACCUUCCAAAUCAAGAUUGUCUCCGAAGAGCAGUCCAAUUCUUAG
This is a messenger RNA of Kickxella alabastrina, 417 nucleotides long. RefSeq names its product NO signaling/Golgi transport ligand-binding domain-containing protein. The record is from RefSeq and is a predicted model, not a curated record. The transcript has a single exon. Gene Ontology annotation, biological process: regulation of GTPase activity; endoplasmic reticulum to Golgi vesicle-mediated transport. Gene Ontology annotation, cellular component: cis-Golgi network; trans-Golgi network; TRAPP complex. Bases 1 to 417 code for a protein of 138 amino acids. Lineage: Eukaryota; Fungi; Kickxellomycota; Kickxellomycetes; Kickxellales; Kickxellaceae.